GUUAAUCGUUCUUCGAUAUUACCAUCGAUGUUUUUCCAGCACUACUUCCGAUAACCUUUCAAUAAAAUUUCAACACAAAAUUUUAAGACAAAAAUGCUGAACUAACAAAAUAAAUGAUACGAAAUAGGCUAAUAGACGCGAACACGAACACACUGCAACGCAUGUUGGUCAAAACGCCCCGAUCGUUCACCCAGCUGCUGUAAAUAGCAGCCAUUUGCUGCUGCUGACACAACAAGAAGAAGCAGAAGGGAGGCAGCAACAACAACGAAAACAACAGCAUUUCGACAAAAUUGUUGCGUAUUGUCUUAUCUCAUUUCUUUUGGCCCAGCAGAAGAGACGUACCAUUUUUGUGCAAUCUGAGUGAACAAAUCAUAUGUAUAACUUAUGUCUGAUAAAAGUGCAAAGGAAUCCUGUAUCAGUCGUAGUGCGAGCUGCAGCAGCAGGCGCAAAAGAAGAAAGUGAAUUCGCGCAGCAGGGAGGAGUCGUCACCGAAAGCAAGAAACAAAAAUCUAUUGCCCAUUGCCCCUAGGCGCGCGCAACGUGUUCCGCUUGCGAUUAAACAAAAAAAGUGAAGUCAAAUAGCAGCUGUGUUAAACAAUGUCCCAUGGCGAGGAUGUGCUAGAUAAUUGGGAAGAGCUUGACGAGGCGGCGCUCUCUAUGACUCUGCAAACCAAGCUGCAAACAAGCGAGGGAAAACCCGUAAUGAAAAUGAAACUACUUCAGCGCCCGCAGAGCCUCCAGGACAGCAGCAGUGGCAGCCCGAGCAGUGCCCCCAGGCAAAUCACUAUUGCCAAGAAGCCCACGCCGCUCGAGGCGGCCCAGUCAGAUGGCGAACCAGUCUUGAUGGUGCUUCAUAAGUCGACAAACGACUAUGAUCCGGCUACCUAUGCCACGCCCACCAUCAAUCAGACCGUAAAAAUCCUGCGGCGUCCCGCCCAGGCCGAGGAGCGACGUGAUACGAAUGGCAUGAAACCCAAGCAGCCCAUCAAGACGCUAAAGCAGCGCGAGCAGGAGUAUGCAGAGGCCAGAUUGCGUAUUCUGGGAGCGGCCAAGAAUCCAGAGGAUGAUAAGCCACCAACACCACCAAUCCCAGUUUCACCACAACAGGCUUCUCCUGCUGCGGCAAACCACUCAACUCUACCUGCUGUCAGCCACAAUAACAAUAACAACAAUAAUAAUAGUAACCCUGGUCCUGGUAGUGGAAUGCAUCGCUCUAGUUCGGCCCCGAAGAUGUCCCAAGUAUCGGCCAUGUACAAUAACUACAACAGUUACUUCCAAGGGCCGCACAAUCCGGGCCUGAACUAUUAUUAUCAGCACGCCGGACCACUGCCACCACAGCAGCAGCCGCCAGCCAUGCCGCCGCAUUUCAAUCAACGCAUGCCACCGUACGUUGGAGGAGGUAUGGGCAUGGGUGGAAUGCCAGCCCAACCGCCACCACAGCCAUCGGUCAAUCAGCAGCAGCAACAGCAGAGUUGGUCGCCCGUGGUCGGAGGCAGUGUAUCCGCUGCUCUGUUGCGCCAGCAGUCAAUGCAGCAGUCGCCACAGCAGCAGCACCAGCAUCAGCCGCCGCAAAACUACAAUGACAACAUCUUGCGCCUACCGAGGGGACCCUGCCCGAAUGGUUCGGUUGGCUUUCAGAUGCGCCGGUAACAGAUUUCAGCAGAAGCAGGAGCAAUGGGAUGUGGUUUUAAUAAUUCAGUAAAUUCUACUCAUCUUGGUGUAUAGAUUCCAAAAGUGUGUAAAGAUAAAAAAACAACAAACAGAAAUUCAUGUGCGAGCGUUUCCGAUCUGAGAUUUGUAUGUCGUCAUGUUUGUGUGGACUCUGUGGUCCGUCCGCAGGCGAAGUAACCAUCAAACAUAAAAAACUUAAAUA
Messenger RNA from Drosophila pseudoobscura, 1873 nucleotides. RefSeq names its product putative mediator of RNA polymerase II transcription subunit 15. The transcript is spliced from 3 exons. Bases 598 to 1650 code for a protein of 350 amino acids. NCBI's taxonomy places the organism in Eukaryota, Metazoa, Arthropoda, Insecta, Diptera, Drosophilidae. The record is from RefSeq and is a predicted model, not a curated record.